UGCAAUACAAUCAUCAGACAGCAAGUUAUACCAGGCAUCGUACUCAACGAUAUCGCCCAAGGUCUCACACUGACCCUCAACCAGCUGGUCAGGCUGCCGUUGCUACCCCCCACCCUCUACCUCAGGAUCCGCAUAGACACAUAGAUUUCCAUCAUGCUCAGAGACAUUACUGAGUUCCACGCUAGAAUUAUCAUCUACCUUGUACAUUAUCUGUAAUUUUUUUCCCAAUGAUUUCCUUUUCCUGCUAUCCAAAUAAGAGCGCGCUGCCAACACUCUCAAACUAUUUUUUUGGAAUCUUCACCGCCGUGUGACCUCGUUUGAAUGCUGUCUACCAUCAUGCCUUCACCUAGAGAUUCAGAUACUUAUUCCGAUUCAGAAUACACGCACACAUCAGAGCACUAUGAAGCUCUACUCAAAGGAUUUACAAGCAUUAUGAAUUUAUAUGAUAGUCAGGAUUCCAUACGACUUCAGGAUUGGUUUGAUUUAAUUGAAAAUCAAGAACAAGAAAAUGGUAUUUCACUGCUUUCAGAAAAGCAGAAGCAGGAACUGGCCCCAUUCUGUACUGCUAACGCCGACCUGGAACUUGCACCAGAGGACGUGGUGUCUCUCCUGAAAAUUGCUGCUCAACAAAGACCUAUGGAAGAAAGUCAGGGUAUUUUCGCUCACAGAAGAAGAACAUCGAAGCUACUGGGUACGCUAGAGCCAAGACAGCGUCGCCGAAAGGAAUCGGAACAGCUCGGUACAUUGACUUCGGAAAGCGACCUAGAAUCAGACGCACUUGUACCUUCUCAAGAGGAAAUAACUUCAUACCAUAAGCCAGAGACGCGGAAAUCAAGCGAUAGUGUAUCUCAACAGGAUACAAUGGGCCUUGAAGCAUACGACCGGCAAAAUGAAGCUCUCACACGGCGCCUUCUGGAAAGAGAAAAGGAGUUAAAAAAAUUAGAAGAAGAACAAGAGGAUAGAAUAGCAUAUAUCUCGCAGCAAGCACAACAACUUGAAAAAGAGAUUGCCAGUCGUAAAAAGGAAAUCCAGGACUAUAAAUCUCGUGAACAACAAGCAUCUCUACAGAUUCAAGAACUAGAGACGCAGGUGUCACAACUUGAGCAUGAACAAACAAUUCAAAAGCGUGAUCAAGCCAUCACCAAAGCACAACUGGAUGAAAAAGCUGAUGAGCUUCUCAAGCUGAAGGAUGUCGUCCAAUUGAGGGAAUCAGAGCUUGCGAAUGAUCAUGUUGAGCGGGAGACAACUCAAAAAGCAUUGCAGACGUUAGUGCAGGAAAAGGAAAGCUUGCUUCAAGAACAGCAGCAAUUGGAACAAAAAUUGGAAGAGAGUAAAGAGGCAUUUGAGCAAGUUUAUCAAAUUCAGAACGAGAACGAAUCACUAAAGCAAACGAUUGAGCAAAUGAAGCUGGAACUAGAUCAGCUGGAAACUGCAAAUCAACUACAAGUCGACCUACCCAAACAACAAGAUAGCUUGCUUGCAGAACUCAAGACUCAUGCGUUGGAUGAUUCAGAGUCUUUGGGUGUUGCAUCAUUUGGGUUAAAAAAUGAUCAAGAUAAGCAGCAGUUCAUAUCACUGCGAAAGCAAAUGAUUCUGCAAACAGCACUAUUGGAACAAUUCAAGUCCAAGCUACUUGUACUUAAGGCCAAGGCCGAUCAAAAAAGCAACAAACCAAAAAGGUUGUUGACAAUACAACAUUAUCUUGUUGGAAUUUUCGCCUACAUGCUGUUAGUUUACCUUGUGGCGAAGUGGCUGUCAAUUGACAUAGAUUCAAGUAACGUUUAUAACGAUUCUGUAUAUACCCGAUCAUGGCUUCCUGAACCACUACGGUUCAGUAUUGAACAAUAUUUGUAUGGCAAUCUGCCUAAUCCCGUAUAAUGUAUUACGCUAUUUUUUACACUCACAUCUUUAUCUUUAUUAACUAUAAUUCUGCCCAUACCUCCAUUACAUUAUCGUACAUUACUGUAAAUCUCGACAUCACCAAUAAACUGAAUAUGUC
Molecule: messenger RNA, 1999 nt
Organism: Umbelopsis ramanniana AG
Lineage: Eukaryota; Fungi; Mucoromycota; Umbelopsidomycetes; Umbelopsidales; Umbelopsidaceae
Exons: 9
Coding region: 322-1878 (518 amino acids)
Source: RefSeq, a predicted model, not a curated record